UUUGUUUAUUUUACCGAAGUCCAUUUUAUGUCCGUCACAACGCGCACACAAGAGAGAAGAGAAAGAGAGGUCAUGGCAACUAAAGGAUCUAGUAGUUCCAACAUGGCACCAACCAAGCUUUCUGAUAUUUUAAAGGCUCAAGUGGAUGCAGCGGAUGACGAGGAUAAACCACUGCACCAGGCCCUCUAUCAGAAGGAAAUGGCCAAGGAGGAGAAGGAGGAAGAGGCUAAGUGGAAAGCAACCACUGAAGGUCUUGAGACCAUUAACAAAAUAGUCCCAACCAUGCCUGAUGCAGAUGUUAAGAAAGAUCUGGUCAAGUACGUACGUGUUGGUUCCAUUGCCGCUACAAGCAACGACGCAAGAAAUUCUGCAAUUGUUGCAGCCCUGAGAUCGGACCCAACAAUGGCUGGUUCCAGCUAUAGCAGUCCAUAUAUGGAUAGAAAGGCGGUGAUGAUACCCUCCAGAUAUGAUGGCAAGGAAGAUGUUGAGUCCUGGAUCAGCUCCAUGAAAGCUUCCUUUGAGGUACAGGGCACUCAAAGAGUGAACCAGUCCUUGAUCCUUGGGGCGAACGUCGAGGCUGUCGUAAGGGGCUUCCUAGAAGUCCAAGCUAUGCAAGUUGGGUAUCCAAAGAUCGAUCUAACGGAGUGGCUUAAAGUCACCCCGGCCACCGCUCUCGAAGAGAUACUAGUUGCGCAGUACAAGGACCCACAUGUUGCAGCUAGAGUAAGGAUCCAACUCGACGAUCUUAACGCAACAACUGGUGGGUGUAAGGUCUUCUCCAAGAUCGAUCUCCAGUCUGGGUACCACCAGAUUGAAGUCGAUCCUGGGGACCAGCACAAGACUGCGUUCAAGACACGUGAUGGGCUUUACGAAUUCAUCGUAAUGCCCUUCGGUCUCACGAAUGCACCAGCCACCUUUCAAACUCUUAUGGACAAGGUCCUCCGCGAGAAGAUGGGUCGGUUUGUGGUUGUGUAUCUUGAUAACAUUCUGAUUUUCAGCAAAUCAAUUGAGGAACAUAUGAAGCACCUUGAGGAAGUGUUCACCUUCCUCAAGAAAAUGCAACUCCAUCUCAACUUAGAGAAAUCAGAGUUUGGGAGGGACAACGUCAUCUAUCUUGGGCACCGGUUGUCUAUUGCAGGCCUUGAACCUGAGGCACCCAAGGUUGAGGUCAUACGCAAGUAGCUUUAACCCGUGAACAUCUGCGAAUUGCGUUCGUUCCUGGGUCUUGCAUCAUACUAUUCGAAGUUCGUGCCCCCAUUUUCUAUUGUUGCUCGCCCAUUGUCCAAACUAACAAGCAAGAACGUUUCUUACACGUGGGAUGCAGCAUGCGAGACCGCUUUUCAAGCCUUAAAAGAGGCCUUGGUAAGUUAUCCCGUACUCCGCAUUGCAAAUCCCAAAC
Chara braunii is the source of this 1399-nucleotide messenger RNA. NCBI's taxonomy places the organism in Eukaryota, Viridiplantae, Streptophyta, Charophyceae, Charales, Characeae. The record is from the annotation of a GenBank genome assembly.